Messenger RNA from Hippoglossus stenolepis (Pacific halibut), 5662 nucleotides. It is a transcript of the gene llgl1, whose product is annotated as LLGL scribble cell polarity complex component 1. The transcript is spliced from 24 exons. The record is from RefSeq and is a predicted model, not a curated record. Gene Ontology annotation, molecular function: myosin II binding; GTPase activator activity. Gene Ontology annotation, cellular component: plasma membrane; cytoplasm; cortical actin cytoskeleton. Gene Ontology annotation, biological process: regulation of establishment or maintenance of cell polarity; establishment of spindle orientation; cortical actin cytoskeleton organization. The coding region runs from base 272 to 3475 and encodes 1067 amino acids. Lineage: Eukaryota; Metazoa; Chordata; Actinopteri; Pleuronectiformes; Pleuronectidae.
GGAGGGCGGGGGCUGCGGUCAAACCCACCGCGACCGAAGAGGCUCCAGGAGCGAGAGAGCGAGAGAAGGGAGGGAGGAGAGAACCGCAGCCCGCUGCAGCGACGCAGCCCCGCGCACAGCCUGCAUGGGGCCACUCGGUUAGCUAGCACUUAGCAUCGCCCGCUCCUGCCGCCGCGGACCCCCGGCUCGUCAGCUCCGUGAUUUUCCUCCCCGGUUCCCCCCCCCCCUCCUCCUCUACCCGCCCAACGAGCCCUCCCUGCCCGGCGCCAAGAUGAUGAAGUUUCGGUUCCGCCGGCAGGGAACCGACCCGCAGAGGGAGAAGAUUAAACAGGAGCUGUUCGCCUUCAACAAGACUGUGGAGCAUGGCUUUCCCCAUCAGCCCAGUGCUUUGGCCUUUGACCCCAAGCUGCAACUUAUGGCCAUUGGAACAAAGUCAGGAGCCAUCAAAGUUUACGGGGCCCCUGGUGUUGAGUUCACAGGACUACACCAAGACACCACUGCAGUCACACAGAUCCACUUCCUGCCUGGACAGGGGCGGCUGCUGUCGCUGCUGGAUGACAACACCAUCCACCUGUGGGAGCUCGUGGCCGGGCCCCCCAGAGAGGUGGGAGGAGUUAAGAAAGAGGGUGUGGCCUCUCUCCAAGAAGUGGACAGCUACAGCCUCCCUGGAAGACCUGGCAUCGAGAGCUGCAGUGCCACUCGGGUGACCGUACUCCUGCUGCUGAGGUCAUGUGACCUGCUCUGCAUUGGAACGGAGGGAGGGGGCGUGUACUUCCUGCAGUUGCCCCGCCUGUCACUGAGGGACGACCAGACGCUGCUCCAGGAUCAGGUCACGCAGAGCCUGCCAGAUGACUACAGAUGUGGGAAAUCUUUAGGGCCGGUGGAGUCACUUCAGGAGCACCCGCAGCAUUCUGGGAAGAUUCUGAUCGGCUACAGCAGAGGCCUGGUGGUCCUAUGGGAUCUGAGCACUCAUCAUGCCGACCAGCUCUUCCUGGGCAAGCAGCAGCUGGAGAGCCUGGUGUGGGAACGCACUGGAAAACUGUUUGUCAGUUCCCAUAACGAUGGGGGCUACUCUGUGUGGCCUGUCACCAGUGGCAACACCUACAACCACCAGCCAAUGUCCUCCAACAUCCCGUAUGGUCCAUUUCCCUGCAAGGCCAUCAGCAAGAUCCUGUGGAGGACAGUAGAGACGGGUUCUCCGGUGCUGUUGUACAGUGGGGGGAUGCCCAGAGCCAGCUACGGCGACCGCCACUGCCUGACCAUCCAGCAGGACAAAGACCACGUCACUUUCGACUUCACAUCCCGAGUCAUUGACUUCUUCACUGUUCACAACACCGAGCAGGAGAAAGAGUGUGAUGACCCCUCGGCAGUGGUCGUGUUACUAGAAGAGGAGCUGGUUGUCAUCGACCUCCAGACCCCCGGGUGGCCCACUCUGCCGACUCCCUACCUAGCUCCUCUCCACUCGUCCGCCAUCACCUGCUCCUGUCACAUCUCCAGUGUUCCUCCUAAACUGUGGGAGCGGCUGGUCAACGCAGGCAAAGCACAGCAGGGCUCGCUACACACAAACAGGAGUUGGCCCAUAUGUGGAGGGAAAAACCUGGCACCCCCGCCCAAACAACAAGAGCUGCUGUUGACAGGACAUGAGGACGGCACUGUUCGCUUCUGGGAUGCCUCGGGCGUUGCUCUCACGCCGCUGUACAAACUCAGCACCGCCAACGUCUUCCACACGGACUGUUACCCCUGUGACGACCCCCAGGACCCAGGAAGUGACCCGGACAUGCAGCAGGAGGAGGAGUGGCCUCCCUUCAAGAAGGUGGGCUGUUUCGACCCGUACAGCGAUGACCCCCGACUCGGCAUCCAGAAGAUCAGUAUGUGCAAAUACAGCAACAAGCUGGUGGUGGCUGGAACUGCUGGACAGGUGAUAGUGAUGGGUUUGAGCGACGAGCCCUCGGACCACUUUGUGGACGUGUCGGUGGUCGAUCUGCUUCAGGACCGGGAGGGCUUCACCUGGAAGGGCCACGACAGGCUGGAGCCGCGCCUCAAACCCGCCCCCUUCCCCCCAGGCUUCCAGCCUCUGGUGCUGGUGCAGUGUCUGCCCCCGGCCUCAGUCACAGCGGUGGCGCUGCAUGCCGAGUGGAACCUGAUCUCCUUUGGGACAAGUCAUGGGUUUGGCUUGUUUGACUACCACAGACGAAACGCUGUGCUGGCCAGGUGCACCCUGCACCCUAAUGACUCCUUGGCGAUGGAGGGCCCACUGUCCAGAGUCAAGUCCUUAAAGAAAUCAUUACGGCAAAGCUUUAGACGCAUUCGCAAGAGCAGGGUGUCGGGGAAGAAACGCCCAAUCACCACACCCACCAGCAAGGUGCAAGAGGCUAACGCUGCUUUAGCCGAGCAGGAGGAAAUGGCUCCUAUACAGCGAAGGAUUGAGCCCCGGUCAGCAGACGACUCGCUGUCUGGUGUCGUCCGAUGUCUUUGCUUCGCCGACACCUUCCUGCGUGAUGGUACACACCACGGCCCCACUCUUUGGGCGGGCACCAACUCGGGCAGUGUGUACGCCUACGCUCUGGAGGUCCCCGGCAUUGGCUCGGGACGUGCGUGUGAGCGGGGCGGCGCGAGCGAGGGCAGCGUGUGCGUGGAGGCGCUGCUGGGCAAAGAGAUUCAGCUGAUGCACAGGGCCCCUGUGGUGUCGAUCUGCGUGUUGGACGGCCGGGGGAAACCGUUACCGGACCCAUACGAAGCCUCCCAGGACCUCUCCAUCGCGCCGGAUAUGGCCAACGCUCACUCUGUCCUCAUUGCAUCAGAGGAACAGCUCAAGGUGUUCUCUCUCCCCAAGGUGAGCGCCAAGACCAAGUUCAAGCUGACGGCGCAUGAAGGCUGUCGGGUGAGGAAGGUGGCCCUGGUGGUCUUCAGCUCCACGACUCAGGAAGACUACAGCGAACACACACUGGUGUGUCUCACCAACAUGGGAGACAUGCACCUCUUUAACAUCCCGGCCCUUCGACCACAGGUUCGUUACGACUGCAUCCGCAAAGAAGACAUCAGCGGUAUUGCAUCCUGUGUCUUCACCAAGAAUGGACAGGGCUUCUACCUGAUCUCUCCCUCAGAGUACGAGAGGUUCUCACUGUCUGCGAAGGUCGUCACUGAGCCGCUCUUCUCCGUUCAGCUGGAUCGAUCACUAGAAGCCACACUUGCCUGCGAUGGUAUGACGACGCAGCCGCAAGCCAACGGAACCCACAAGAACCAGAUGAGUCAGGCUGAGGGACAAACAGAGGAGCUUCCGAGUUCCCUGUCCUCUCCCAACCUGGACACCCCGCUGGACUCCCCCCUCAGCUGCGCCGACCUCACCCUCGACUCCACCGGAGAGCUCACCGUGGAGGACGUCAGGGAUUUCCUAACCACUGUGGACGAGGCAGAGAACAACCUGAAGAACAUUAAAGAGGAGGAGGGACACUCGACUGGCAUCCUCAUCAACUGAACACUAUUGACAGGAAGGGGCACAAGUGGCGUGUGAAUGGAGCAGAUUUCCGUGCUGCACCACAGACGUCUCCCAUCAGCCCACUGUGGAGCCCCCCCCCGCCCGCACUCUGCACUCUUCUGCCCGGCACGGACUGAGAGGAAAGCCUCACCAUGGACAAAUGACUCAAUGUUGAAGACUCGGUUUGGCUUCUUCUACCGGAGGGAACUCAAAUCUUCUUCUUCUCUAACCACUUUGGAAACAUGAAAUCACCGGAGACAAUGAAGGUCCAGCUGAGGAUCGCCUGGUUCUGGACAGACUUGGACGUGAUGAUUCUCAUUUCAUGAACUACAGGCUGAACUUUCUGUCGUCCAUCUUGACGCCCUGUGUGAUUAUUCCUCCUCGGCCUUUCCCCUGGAUGCUUCCAGCCGGUGGAGGCAGUCUCGCUCAAUGACUGUAGCUCCGCCUUCCAGGAAAGAGACUUUAACGGAAAACGUUUCCAUGUUGUUAUUUUUCUAUCCAGAGUUUUGUGGCGUGCUCGGCUCGGUCUGAGUUUCUCCCACAGAUGGAACUGUCGAUUCCUCGUGCACACUAGUGGAAGUGAAGGACUGUUCUGCAGGCUGCUGAUGACCUGAAGAUGUCCAGCAGAGACUGAAAGAGGGAGAGUUGUAGCGUUUCACAGAGAUCAAGACUAGCAAUGAAGUAUUUUGAAUAUUAGAGUAUUGAAAGUUGUAGCAUUUCUAUUCUUCCCCCCCCUCUACGGUGCCAAUAAGGGCAGUUGAGUUGCCUUCACCCAGAGAGGAGGUGGAGCAUAAAUCAGCUGUUUCUGGUUCAAACCGGACGUCGCACACAAGCACAUUUUCUCCCCAGGUUUUAACAGGCUCUGCCUUGUCUCUCGGUACUGAAGAAAAACAAUCUGAAGGGGUUUUUGCAAAGAUUUACACUGUUAAAUAUGUUUUUAUGGCUUUUGGAGAAGGUAAAGAUGUAAAGAAAGAAAUAUAGAGUUGGGGGGCACAAGAAGAAAGAACUGACAGCAAUGACAAAGGGAACCAGCAGAGGAGGGAAGUGAAGGUGUUCUUGGUAUUUAGGACUAGAGCAGAUUCAGGUGAAAUUAUACUUUGAAACAUGUUGAAAAUUUCCCUUUUACUAAAUUAACGGUCUUAAGUUUCAAAACAGAUUCUUGGUUUCUCUCAACUACCUUUUUUAAAUUUGUUAUAUUCUGAUUGGUCGGUGCAAAGUGAGGAAGAGGUGGCCGGUUCGAUGUUUUAUGGUACGACACAGCUGCAGCCUCAGUGGAACAUCUGGCUGCUCUUUAAUGUGACGUCGCUGGCAGUUUUACAAACGGACGGUGUGAUCUGAAGUUACGGAAUAAGUGACGGCCUGAAGAGUUAGUUUGUUUCUAGAGGUUUGCUUUGUCCCUUCUGGGCUCCUGUAGAAACGUGGGACACAACAUGGCGGACUGACGAGGACCCUCUCCCUCUGUCGAUAUGAAGGGCUCAAUGUAAGCUGCACUAAAACCGUAAAACAAACACAGAUGAAAACUUAAAACGGAAGAUAAUAAUCAGUUGUUUGCCAAUAGAUCCGAUGUUUAAAUCAAAUCCUUGUUUGGAAGACGAGGAUGAAAUCCGAGCUCCUUCCUCCCCUGAAUGUUUGGACUCGGCACGUGUGGCAAGGGAAGCAAAGUCAGUCUGAAAGAGGAGUGGGAUGUUUCUGUCUGUGAACGGGUGCAUUCUGGGUAAUAUUGGCUAGACACAGACUUUUUAAGUUCACCACCACUUUUUUAAAGAAUUCACUGUAUUAAUUAAAACAAAAAACUGAUCCAGUAUCUAUAUCUAGUUCUGCUAAAGACAGGUUUAAUACGAGCCGACGAUAGUAAAACCGCUCGGUUCUUCUAGCUUCUCCAUCACCUUGUGUAAAACGUAAAAAAGGGACCUCACUACUAAUGUAGCUCAACAGGUAGGAAUCAUGUUCACGCUUCUUUUUUACUCUUGUGUUAGUUUCUUUUUUUUGUUUUUUUGGUGUUCUGGUUGAAUAAUUAACCCUUUCAUGCUCCAGCUGGCACGAUUUACCUUUAACUCCACAAUUACGAUUCGUUUGUUUCUACUUUGUGAUUCAGUUUCGUGUGUAGGAUUUUAAUCAGGUCAUUUAGCUUUUUUUUUUUCGGCUGAUGAAAAAUUGUGAAUGUUAAUAAAAUUAUUUACUCUCUCA